GGAAAUGUUAUCCGAAAAAGGACCAAAACCUGUGGCUCUCCAAAUGCUCUUAUAUUUCCCCCCGGCCGCAUGACUAACAUGUAGGAAGCGACACGUAGGCGGAACUCCCAGAGUCUCCCACUUCAACCAUCACCUCGCCAUCCACAAGCUAAGCCAUCUCCUCAAGCCUCGCGCGCACCAUGAACGACUCCGUCGACAAGCUAGUCAUCUUCCUAGCCAAGCGGGACGGCAUCGACAAGCUCGUCAAGACCUUCCAAUACGUCUCCAAGCUCGUCCACUGGCGGGCCGAGGAGGCCGCACGCCCUGACCUCGCCCGGCGAGCCAAGAACUGGGAGGUCGCCUCCGGCCUGAGCCGCAAGGCCUUCCGCACCGGCCGAUUCCUCACGGGGCUCAACGCCCUCCGCCGAUCCCCCGGCGCGACCCCGGCGUUCAGGCUUCUUGGGGUGCUGGCCAAUGCCGGGGAGAUGGUCUACUUCUUCUUCGACCACUUCCUGUGGCUGUCGAGGAUCGGGGCGCUCGACGCGGCGCUCGCCCGGCGGAUGAGCUUCGUAUCGGCGUUCGGGGAGUCGUUCGGAUACGUAUUCUUCAUCGCGAUGGACUUCAUCAUGCUCAAGGAAGGGUUGAAGGCGGAGAGGCAGCUUAGGAAGGGGAAGGAGAAGGGAGGGAAGAACGACGACGAAGUGGAAGGGAGGGUUGCGAAGAUAAGGGCGGAUAGAGUGAUGCGGCUGAUGGCGGUGGCCGCGAAUGUGGCGGAUCUGGUGAUUGCGGUGGCGGAUAUUGAGCCGAACCCGUUUUGCAACCAUCCGGUCUCGCUCGGGAUUAGCGGACUUGUGUCUGCAUGGGCUGGCUGGUAUCGGAAUUGGCCCUCGUAAAGGAAGAAUUCUUAAGAGUUACUAUUGCACACA
Rhodamnia argentea is the source of this 905-nucleotide messenger RNA. Its product is annotated as peroxisomal membrane protein 11-4. The record is from RefSeq and is a predicted model, not a curated record. Gene Ontology annotation, biological process: peroxisome fission; regulation of peroxisome size. Bases 180 to 872 code for a protein of 230 amino acids. Gene Ontology annotation, cellular component: peroxisomal membrane. The transcript has a single exon. NCBI's taxonomy places the organism in Eukaryota, Viridiplantae, Streptophyta, Magnoliopsida, Myrtales, Myrtaceae.